AUGCACAUCUCUGCUGGGAUGAAGUUUAUGCUGUAUAAACCGCCUGAUGAAUCAGCUAUUAAGUCUGCAUAUGAGGACUUCAAAGAUCGUCUAAGAUGGCGACUGAUCUUUGAUGUCAAAGAGGCUAAUAGUAAUAAGGAUGAAGAAAGUCGUGAGGAAUAUGAUCCUGACUACGAAGUGCCGCAUACACGCAAGCGUGCACAAAAAACAUAUGACUAUAUCGAAUGUGGCCUUUCUGCAGGGGAUGCUUACGUUGCGCAAUAUUGCGGCGACAUCGUACCUCAGAUAAAAGCCAGGGCCUCCAACUCCGGUUUGGUCUGGCUGGACACAGUUCGAAAGUACUUGCAUGAUAAUGGCCUUAUUGUGCUUGCUACAGACAAAAAUCUAGGGUCAUGUGUAGUCACCCGGACAUGGUUCAUUGAACACACGCAACUUCUUUUGUCGGAUACAACCAGCUACAGAGAGAUCUCUGAUGCUGAGCGACAAAUGAUUUUAGAAAAAACACAUACUGAGGUUGGGAAGGCAGCAGCAUUCGCGUCGGAUGUACUGCGCCAUGACCAACUGGCUCGCUUCUUGCGGUCUAAAAUACCAGAGGACUCACGUGUAGAGUCGGUCGUACCAGGCUUUUAUGGUAUUCCUAAAAUACAUAAAUUCCCGGUAAAAAUGCGACCGAUCGUCCCUUGUCACUCAUGUGCACAGGGUCCUGCGGCCAAGUAUGUGUCAAAGCAAUUGAAAGCACUCAUUGAGUCUCGCCCGUUCGUGUGCAAAGGGACUAAGCAAUUGGCCCAGAGACUCUCUGAACUAGUGCUGGAUAAAGCUUCGUAUAGCAAGUAUUGGCUUGUCACUGGUGACGUAGUGGCAUUCUAUCCCAACAUUCCCUUGUCAUAUGCUAUCAGGCUAGUGACUAAAAUGUGGCAGGCGCACCCUGCUGGAGGAUUGAAUCAAUCAGCCGAUCAACAACAUCUGUUUAUCAUGUGUAUGCAGCUGGCUAUGCGCCGCCUUAUUACUGAGUUUGGCGGGAAGACGUAUGAACAAAUCAGAGGGAUUGCAAUGGGGGUGGCUUGUUCACCUGACAUUGCUAAUCUCUUCGGUGCUUGGUUUGAGGAACAUGCGCUUCUAGAUGGCGAUGGGCACUGGCGUGACCCUAGAAUCGUCUUCUAUAAUAGAUACAUCGACGACUGCUUCUCCAUUGUGAGAGCAAAUAGCGCUGCUGAUGCAGUUAUGAUUCUUGAAUCAGCUAUUCACUUCGAAGGUUGUACUAUUGAGUGGGACGCGAGUGAUCUCAGUGUCGCUUUUCUGGAUAUGUCUAUUACUAUCGAUCCUGAGGGAUGGGUCGAUUGGAAGCCAUACCGCAAGGCGCGUAACCACUUAGAACGGAUCCCCUGGGCAUCUCACCACCCAAAUGAUGUCAAAAAAGGCACCUUCUUGGGCGAGAUGAGCCGUUUAGCAGUACUGUGCUCUCGACCGUCUUAUUACCGUGAGGCGUUAGAGAACCUGUAUGAUCUCUACAUUGCUAGAGGCUAUCCUGGCCCGUUGUUAAGAUCUUGGAUUUCACACUACAGGCAAACACGGUGGAACUCGCGCUUUGAGACACCUGUAGCGAGGCAGGAAAACGCCUCUGUGUUUGUGUUGAAGUCAUCUUACAACCCCGUGUGGGAAAAGUUCGACGCUCAAGGACUUGGAAAAGUCAUCGUUGGUACCUGGGAACAAGAAUUACGUGAUAUGCACGUCUUGUACUCUCGGAUAUGGGGCUCAACGGCCGCAGUUGCCUAUGAGGCAGUGCGAACCGGGACUAAUACAUCCCAGUUAAUGCAUCAGGCGCUGCUGUCCCAGUUUGGGUACGGCAGGGUUCUGAAUCGGGCAGGCAGAGACUCGGAACGCGCAGAGGUCGAAAGGCUUCUGGUCAGCGGUGGGUCUUCUCCUGAUCCUGAUCCUAUGGACGUGGAUCGUGAGGAGGGUGAAGUGCAGGAGAGCACGUCUCAGUCAGGGCACUACGGCGAUCAAGGUCGUCGCACCCCUGAUGACGACCGCUGGGGGCUCAGACCCCAAUCUCCAGCCCCUGACCCUGGCCCCUCUUCGGAGGAAUCACCAGGGGGAGGCGCCCAAGAAGCAGGCCAGGUGGCCUUGGCACUCCUUAGUAACGAAUCCCACGGCUGUAUGGUGUAUACUGGGCGUAUGUCACGGGGAGCGCCCAUAGAGUUUCUGCAAGUGCCAGAUGUCCUGAAGUUGGGAUACCACAGAAAACGCUGGAUAGUGUCACGAAAACGCGGAGUCAAUCUCGGCGAUCGUGUCAACAAGUGGCGUAAAGAUGACAUCAAGUUUGCCGACCCGGACGAUGUGUUUCGUCUGGCCGACUUGGGCGAUGAUACUCAGCAAUAG
Fibroporia radiculosa is the source of this 2379-nucleotide messenger RNA. RefSeq lists its product as uncharacterized. The record is from RefSeq and is a predicted model, not a curated record. NCBI's taxonomy places the organism in Eukaryota, Fungi, Basidiomycota, Agaricomycetes, Polyporales, Fibroporiaceae. Bases 1 to 2379 code for a protein of 792 amino acids. The transcript has a single exon.